Molecule: messenger RNA, 8202 nt
Organism: Lottia gigantea (owl limpet)
Lineage: Eukaryota; Metazoa; Mollusca; Gastropoda; Lottiidae
Exons: 59
Coding region: 1-8202 (2733 amino acids)
Biological process (GO): regulation of GTPase activity
Source: RefSeq, a predicted model, not a curated record
AUGGCAACUCAAAAGCCCGGGGAAUGGGUGCAGUCGCUUAUUACACGUUUCGAUCUAAAGCUACCUAUCAAGUCAGGUCCACACACUACUCAGUCAAUGCAGAAUAUUGAACAGAAUAAAGAAUGUUUGAUAAAUGUUAGCAAACAUAAGUUCUCUCUAGUCAUAAAUGGACUUACCAAAACUCUUCAGUCAGUUGCUCAAAUGGUGAAUCCUAAACUAUUUCUACUUUCAUUUUGUAUCUUUCAGAAAUUGAACUGUCCUGAGGCAGAAAGAAAUUAUUUUGAGUCACAACUGAUUAUAUUAGAUACACUCAAAGAUGUUCUUAAUUCUCAACCAAAAGAUACCUCAAGAUAUGAUGAAGCCAUGUAUGUCAAAUUGUUACUGCCAGAAAUUUGUAAGUUUUUAAAUCACCCCAUGGAGAGUUGUUUGUUAGUUAGUCAGCUGAAGAAUUUAGCUUCAGAAGUUCUGUUUGCUCUCAGUUUGAAUAAUUUUACAGCUGUGUUUAAUCGAAUAUCAGCAAGAUUAACAGCAUUACAGAAUCCAAGUGAUGACCAAUCAGAUUUAUCCGAUCUAGAACUAAUACAACAUAUGAAUAUGGAUAUAGCUAGAUUGACUAAAUUACUCAAUGAGGUAUCCAAAUUUCGUAACUUAAAAACCAAGCCAGUUGCUAUUACUCUUAGUCAAAACUUAGAGAAGGCUAUUUGGAAUUGGAUGGAUAACUACCCAACAGAAUUUACUGAAUUACAGAAGAGACCAAACGAAGAAUUACAGGAAUGCUGUGAUAAAUUAUUUGAACAGUUUAAUAAUGCUGAAGCUUCGAACAGAAAGAAAGCAUCAAUAUGGCCUUUACAGAUGAUGUUAUUAAUACUGUGUCCUAAAAUCUUAGAAGAAAUUAAUAAUGCUGAUACAGGAGCACCAUGUUCUCAACAACAUAUCCGUAAGAAACAGUUUAUAGAUGAAGUGAAGAAAGCUAUAGCCUCACACCAUGGUUAUAAACCACUGACAGAAGGAGCUGCUGUAACUUGUGUUAGAUUGUGUAAAUCCUCCACUUAUAUCAGCAUUAAUGAUAGACUUAAUGUACUCUUUACCCUGGUACAAUCUGUUAUACAAGAUUUAAAGACGUUGCUGUUUAACCCCCCACCAAACUGUAAACCAUUCACCAAAUUCUCCCAAAGUUUAGUUGGUCAAGACUAUGACUUGUAUAUAGAUUGUUUUGUAUCAUGUUUCCGUAUAACACCUCACAAUAAUGAUGUGUUAAAAGUCUGUUUAAAUACCAAUUCUAAUCCGCUGUAUCAUUAUGUACUUGUUAAUGCUCUUCACAGAAUUAUCACAGAGACACGUUUACCCUGGUGGCCUGAUAUCAGUUUAAUCUAUGGUAAAGCAGGAGAAUUAAGACAUAUGUUUACUGAUACAGUUAAUAAAGUAACUCAAGGUUUUAGUAGCCAUUGUACAACAAAAUCUUCCACGUCUGUAACAAGUUCCUUCAAGAUGACAAAAACAGCUGAUGAAACUUUAAAUAAUUAUAAACAUAUAUUGUUAUGGAUAGUAAAGUUAAUACAUGCUGAUCCUAAUCUUAUGUUACAUAAUCAAGGUAAACCUGGUCAUGAAAUACAGAGAAGUACACUAGAACUGAUAACAGGUUUAGUAUCAUUGGUUCAUCAACCCUGGAUGACAGAUGUAGCACAGAAAGCUAUGAAGGCUUUAUUGUGUUUACAUAGACCAGAGAAUAUAGAAUUAUGGAAUCCUGAAGCUCCAAUGAAUACCUUCUGGGAUAUCAGUUCUCAAGUACUGUUCUAUAUCAGUCAAAGACUAAUUCAACAUCAAAUAGUCAACUAUACUGAUAUACUGAAAUGGUUGCGUGAUAUUUUAGUAUGUCGUAAUAGAUUCUUACAGAAACAUAGUACUAUAGCUAAUGUUGGUAGUAACAAACAAAUCUGUAUUCAGGCCCAUAUUAAACUUGAGGUUGUAUUCUUUAUGUAUUUAUGGAGUUUUGAGAUAGAUGCUGUAUUAACAGCUAUGUCUUGUUUUCGGUUGCUAUGUGAGGAAGCUGAUAUAAGAUGUGGAGCUGAUGAGAUGGCUGUCACCCAGUUAUUACCUAAUUAUAAUGUUUAUUCUGAAUUAGCUGCCACUAGUACAGUCCUACCUACAGGUCGUGCUGCUCUACAGAAAAGAAUUAUGGCGCUAUUAAGAAAAAUAGAAGUUUCUACUUCUGGUAAUUCACAGGCUUGGGAAGAUACGUAUAGAAAUUGGGAGAAUGUAACCAGACAUAUUGAGUCAUCACCUAAGAAGUUUGAAGAAGGAGGUAGAGAAAUAGCUGAUCUAAUGAGAUUAAAACGUAAAACAACUCAUCAUUCUUAUACUGAACUAGAAUUAGAGGAUCAGUUAAAUGAAUGGGCCAAUAUGACAGGAUUUUUAUGUGCUUUAGGAAGUGUUAGAUUACAGAAUAAAACACCAAAAGUCAGUACAUCAUCAGCUGGUAUAUUAGAAUCAGGUAGAAAGAGUAGUAUAAUGCAGACAGUACAAACUGAACAAUACUGUCCUGUUACUCAAUUCAUUGGUUAUCUGUUAAAACUAUUGGUAUUUCAAAAUGAGAAGAUAGGAGCACCUAUACAGAAACAUGUCAAAGAAUUAGUGGGUCAUGAAUUGAACCCUGCUCUAUAUCCUAUAUUAUUUGAACAAACCAAAGUUUGUGUUGAUAAAUAUUUUGACUCUGGGGGACAGGUAAUAGUAACCGAGAUGAAUACCCAGUGUAUAGUCAAUGUUAUAUUUAUAUUAAAAAGUAUAUUAGAAAUGAAAGGAGAUCAGCCAUGUGAAUAUCUUGGUGUUACCAGUAUUGAAUCUUUAAUGUUAGCUAUUGUCAGAUAUGUGCGAAACCUUGAUUCCUCAGUACAUGCUAUACCAAUCAAAACAAGACUGUGUCAACUAGUAGGGGUGAUGAUGAAGAGAAGAGAUGAACUGACGUUUCGUCAAGAGAUGAAGUUUCGUAAUAAACUAGUAGAAUAUUUAACAGAUUGGAUUAUGGGUAAUUCACAUCAAGUCAAUAUACAGGGUGAUAUCUGUAGCUUAUCAAGAGAGUUAGAUCAAGCCAGUAUGGAAGCUGUAGCAGCAUUAUUAGCUGGUUUACCAUUACAACCUGAAGAAAGUGAUAGAGGAGACUUAAUGGAGGCUAAAUCUCAACUCUUCUUAAAAUAUUUAACACUAUUUAUGAACCUGUUAAAUGAUUGUUCAGAAGAAGAACAAGAUAAAGCUCUAGAUCCUCAUAGAAAGAGAAGCAUGUCUAAUUUAUCUGUAUUAAGAAAUUGUACUGUACAGGCUAUGUCCAAUUUACUCAAUGCUAAUAUAGAUAGUGGCCUCAUGCAUUCUAUUGCUUUAGGAUACCAUAAAGAUCCUCAGACUAGAGCAGCCUUUAUGGAAGUUUUAACCAAGAUUUUACAACAAGGAACAGAGUUUGAGACAUUAGCUGAGACAGCUCUAGCUGAUAGGUUUGAGAGAUUGGUAGAGUUGGUCACUAUGAUUGGUGAUAAAGGUGAACUACCCAUAGCUAUGGCACUAGCAACAGUUGUUUCUAACUCACAAAUGGAUGAAUUAGCUCGAGUAUUUGUUAAUCUAUUUGAUGCUAAAAGAUUGUUGUAUCAGUUACUAUGGAAUAUGUUUAUGAAAGAGGUUGAAAUAGCUGAUUGUAUGCAGACAUUAUUUCGAGGUAAUAGUUUAGCCAGUAAAAUUAUGGCGUACUGUUUUCGCUUUUAUGGUCAGACUUAUUUACGAGAACUUCUUCAACCACUGAUAUUAGAAAUGUUUAGAAUGGAUGCUGAGAAUAGAACCAUGUAUGAAAUAGAUCCUGCAAGGCUAGAAAGUGGUGAAAAUAUAGAAGACAAUAAAAUGAACCUGUUGAAUAUUACACAGAAAGUCUUUAAUGCUAUUGUUGAAUCAGCACCAAAGUUUCCACCUAAAUUAAGAAGUAUGUGUCACACACUGUAUCAGGUUGUAACUCAAAGAUUCCAACAAAGUAGUGCUGACAGUGUGUGGACUGUUAUAGGCACUGUCAUAUUUUUACGGUUCAUCAAUCCUGCAAUAGUUUCACCAUAUGAAUCUGGUAUUGUUGAAGAAGAACCAACAUCUCGUAUGAAGAGAGGGUUAACAUUAAUGUGUAAAAUCAUGCAGAAUAUUGCCAAUCAUUUACUCUUUACCAAAGAACAACACAUGCCAGCUUUUAAUGAGUUUUUGAAAAGUAAUUUUGAUGCUGGUAGAAGAUUCUUUACAGAGAUAGCAUCUGAUUGUGAAACCUUGGAUACUGGAAAUCACAGUCUAUCAUUCAUCAAUGAUGCUAAUGUCUUGGCGCUUCAUAGACUGUUAUGGAAUAAUCAGGAAAAGAUUGGAGAUUACUUAUCAAGUAGCAGAGAUCAUAAAGCAGUUGGAAGAAGACCUUUUGAUAAAAUGGCUACUUUGUUGGCUUACCUUGGACCUCCUGAACACAGACCUUUAGAUUCUCAAUGGAGCAGUAUGGAUAUGACCAGUACUAAAUUUGAAGAAAUCAUGUCAAAACACAACAUGCACGAGAAAGAUGAGUUUAAAUCAUUGAAGAAUUUACAUAUAUUUUAUCAAGCUGGGACAAGUAAAUCUGGAAACCCUGUAUUUUAUUAUAUUGCCAGAAGAUAUAAAGUUGGUGAAAUUAAUGGUGAUUUGUUAAUCUAUCAUGUCUUGUUAACAUUGAAACCAUUUGUACACAAACCAUUUGAAUUGGUGUUGGAUUUUACUCAUACUUGUGCUGAAAACAGAUUUAGGACUGAGUUCCUAUCGAAAUGGUUUGUUGUUAUGCCUGAAAGUGUCUAUCAGAAUAUUGUAGCAGCCUAUAUUUAUAACUGUAAUUCCUGGGUCAGAGAAUAUACCAAAUAUCAUGACAGAAUACUCAAUCCUUUAAGGAAUAAUCGAAAGUUGAUAUUUAUUGAUCACCCAGCUAAACUACAGGAAUAUGUUGAUGUUGAUCAUCAGAAGCUUCCAGGACCUACAGUAGCUCUGGAAGAAGAUCUGAGAGUCUUUAACAAUGCUUUAAAAUUAUCACAUAAAGACACCAAAGUAGCUAUCAAGGUUGGUCCAAAUGCUAUCCAAGUAACAUCUUCAGAGAAAAGUCGUGUUUUAAAUCACAAUGUAUUAUUAAAUGAUGUAUAUUAUGCUGCUGAAAUAGAAGAGGUUUGCCUUGUAGAUGAUAAUCAGUUUACUCUAACUAUAGCUAAUGAGAGUGGACCUCUAUCAUUUAUACAUAAUGAUUGUGAUAAUAUUGUACAAGCUAUAAUACAUAUAAGAACCAGAUGGGAGCUAUCACAACCUGACACAGUUACUGUACAUACUAAAAUACGACCUAAAGAUGUACCUGGUACACUUCUUAAUGUGGCAUUGUUAAAUUUGGGUAGUUCAGACCCCAGUUUAAGAUCGGCUGCUUACAAUCUUCUCUGUGCUUUAACUCAAACUUUUGAUUUAAAAAUCGAUGGACAACUCCUGGAGACCAAUGGUCUGUGUAUUCCUGCUAAUAACACUAUAUUUAUCAAAUCUAUCAGUAUCAAAUUAGCUGAAAAAGAACCACAUUUAACACUAGAGUUUCUGGAAGAAUGUAUUCAAGGUUUUGGUAAUUCUAAUAUUGAGAUGAAACAUUUAUGUUUAGAAUAUAUAACUCCAUGGUUACCCAAUUUAACUAGGUUCUGUAAACAUAAUGAUGAGAAUAAACGACAGAAAGUAGCCUUGAUUUUAGAUAAAUUAAUUACCAUGACCAUUGAAGAAGAUGAGAUGUAUCCUUCAAUACAAGCCAAGAUAUGGGGUAAUAUUGGUCAGAUAGGUGAUCUAUUAGACAUGGUUUUAGACAGUUUUAUAAAGAGAAGUGUUACAGGAGGUUUAGGAUCAAUACAAGCUGAAAUCAUGGCUGAUACAGCAGUAGCACUAACUUCAGCUAAUGUAUUACUGGUAUCAAGAAAAGUAAUUGGUAGAUUGUGUCGGUUAAUUGACAAGACAUGUACAUCACCAACUCAUACAUUAGAACAACAUUUAAUGUGGGAUGAUAUUGCUAUAUUGGCCCGUUAUCUACUUAUGUUAUCAUUUAAUAAUUCACUUGAUGUGGCUAGUCAUUUACCAUUUUUAUUCCACAUUGUAACAUUAUUAGUAUCUACUGGUCCAUUAUCAUUACGUGCUUCAACUCAUGGUCUAGUCAUCAAUAUGAUACAUUCAUUAUGUACUUGUGCUAUUCUACACUUUAAUGAGGGCACACUUCAAGUUUUAAAACUGAGUUUAGCUGAGUUCUCUUUACCUAAAUUUUACCAGUUAUUUGGUAUCAGUAAAGUCAAAUCAGCUGCUGUGAGUGCUUUCAGAACAAGUUAUCGUCCUGGUGACAGAUCUUUUACUAUGGCACCACCAGAAAAUGAAAAGAUGCAUCUGAGUUCUCUGGAGGCUAUCUCGGAUGCUUUAUUAGAGAUAAUGGAGGCUUGUAUGAAGGACAUACCACAAUGUGAUUGGCUCCAGCAGUGGACUGAUUUGGCCAAAAGAUUUGCAUUCCAGUAUAAUCCAGCUUUACAACCAAGAGCUAUUAUUGUAUUAGGUUGUAUUAGUAAAUCUGUAACAGAUUCUGAAAUUAAACAGUUAUUAAAAAUUAUGAUGAAAGCUUUAGAAUCAUAUACUGAUUUAAUAUUAAUAGAAUCAGUUGUUAUGUGUUUAACUCGACUACAACCUCUCUUACGGUCUGAAUCACCAAUUCACAAGUUUUUAUUCUGGGUAGCUAUAUCAGUUUUACAGUUAGAUGAGGUAUCAUUAUACGCAGCAGGUUUAUCAUUAUUAGAACAAAAUCUUCAUACAUUGGAUAAUAUAGGUUUAUUUGAACAUGAGGUAGAAGAGUGUGUUAUGAGUGUAAGAGAUCCAUUAGAGUGGCAUUUUAAACAGUUAGAUCAUGACAUGGGACUUAGUUUUACUAAUUACUUUAAUUUUGCUUUGGUUGGACAUCUACUCAAAGGGUUUCGUCAUCCAUCAGGUACAACUGUGUCUCGUACAAUACGUGUUCUUCAUCAGCUUUUAAAUAUUACUGUCAAACAUACCAAUAGAGAUAAAUUUGUUGUUACAAUUCAUACAGUACCUUAUCUAGCAGGUCUAGUUUCGGUUUCGGAAGAAGUUAGAAGUCGAUGUCACCUCAAACAUCGAACACCAAAUUACAUGAUCUCAGAAUCCACAUCUAGUGACAGUCUUAAUGCAGAGGUAAAUAACAUGAAUCAAGGUAGUUCUCCUGUUACCCCACCACCAACUGCCACCUUACCACCACCCUCGGGCACACCACGACGACAGAAAAGUUGUGAUCUUUUAGACCAAAGUGCAAUGAAUGCAGCCAAAUUACAGAAAAGCCAAGUGAAUCAGUACUCGGAACCAAAUUCCCGACCGCCAUUUAAACAUCGGAGUAGUUCGGUUCCUACACCAGGCAGUAAGAAGAUCGAUUCAGUCAAAGUUAUUCCUCAACCAAGAAGUGGACGUAGUUCUGUAUCCAAUGAAAACAAUGUUUUAUUAGAUCCUGAUAUUUUAAAUGAUUAUCCUACACAAGCUUUAGUUUUAACUGUUUUGGCUACAUUAGUAAGAAAUACGACUGAUGAAAAUGAAACUAGAAUAUUAUAUGAAUAUUUAGCUGAAGCUUCUGUUGUAUUCCCUAAAGUUUUUCCUGUCAUACAUAGUUUAUUAGAUGCUAAAAUAAACAGUGUAUUAUCAUUAAGUCAUGAUCAAGCUAUAUUAAAUGCUGUACAGAGUAUUAUACAAAAUAUGAUAGCUUGUGAAGAUUCUAGAGAGUCCCUUACUUAUUUACAAAGUAUUGGUUUUGGUGGGUUAUGGAGAUUUGCUGGAACAUUCACAAAGAAUGCUGGUGGAAGUGAUACACCACAGUUAUUUGUCAACUGUUUGGAGAAGGCCAUGAUGGUAGAAUCCUGUCUCCCUGGUGAUGACCUUGACAUUCACAAUCCAUAUCCUAGUAAUCUUGGAAUCUCAUCCAAUCUAAACCUAUCUAGUUCCAUGUCGAGUCUUAGUGUGAGUAGCAUGCAUUCCCCAACAGAUAAAGACAAUCACAACUUAGACAAAAAUCUCAAUGGAAAUCGCAUGCGUCAUUCUUCGGCUAACAACUUGCCACCUAAAAAUCGUGCUGGGAGCUUUAAGCAGAAAGAAAAGAGAAAGUUAGUGGAGCAGAAUGAAUAA